Messenger RNA from Fusarium proliferatum ET1, 786 nucleotides. RefSeq lists its product as uncharacterized. The coding region runs from base 1 to 786 and encodes 261 amino acids. Gene Ontology annotation, molecular function: acetate transmembrane transporter activity. The record is from RefSeq and is a predicted model, not a curated record. Gene Ontology annotation, cellular component: plasma membrane. Lineage: Eukaryota; Fungi; Ascomycota; Sordariomycetes; Hypocreales; Nectriaceae. The transcript is spliced from 4 exons.
AUGACGACGGCACGCAUUGAAGUGGACCGAUCGAGUGGAGACAAAGAUGCAGCUUUCUGGUCCGCACAAGAGGAUGGCUCUGAGACGAAGCCUUACGGUAACGUAGCCACAGCCCAACAAGAAGCUGCUCGACAAAAAGAUAUUGAGUUUCGCCAGAAGUUUGGUGACGCUGGUCCCCUUGGUCUCUCUGGGUUUGCCUUCGCGACGUUUUUAACAGCCUUGGUCAAUCUCAAUGUUCACGGCGUGACUAUUCCCAAUAUUGUCAUUGGACCAGCUCUGGCUUAUGGAGGCCUGGCUCAAUUACUUUCUGGCAUGUGGGACAUCGCCAAUGGCAAUACAGUCAGCGCCACUAUUGCCUGCUCGUAUGGCUGUUUCUGGAUCUCCUUUGCCAUUAGCAUGAUCCCCAGUUUCAACGUCAGGGAUGCGUAUCCCAGUCUUGCCGACUACAACCACGCCAACGGACUAUUUCUCAUGGGAUUCUUCAUCUUCUCAGUGGCCAUUACACUGUGCUCUAUGAAGUCAAAUGUCUUUUCUCUGACGCUUUGCCUUCUUGUGAAUUGCACCUGGCUAUUCCUCGGGGUGGCUAACCUCUGGACUGAAGAGUCGGGAGCUCCUAAUAACGUGCUUCUCAAGUGCGGCGGCGUUACUGGCUUGCUGGUUUCUUUCACAGCGUGGUAUCUUAUGUAUGAAGGUUUGGCAAAUAGACAGAAUAGCUUUGUUUUGCCACCGAAUCCUGAUCUUCCGUGGAAUCCAAGCCGAAGAUCCCAUGGUUCUCACAUAAAUUAG